This is a messenger RNA of Phyllostomus discolor (pale spear-nosed bat), 1103 nucleotides long. RefSeq names its product transmembrane protein 244 (gene TMEM244). Lineage: Eukaryota; Metazoa; Chordata; Mammalia; Chiroptera; Phyllostomidae. The coding region runs from base 153 to 611 and encodes 152 amino acids. The record is from RefSeq and is a predicted model, not a curated record. The transcript is spliced from 6 exons.
AUUUUGUGUAAUCCAAUCAUCCUGCUCUAUUGCAUCUCAUGCUUAGUCUUCAAGAGUAAUUGAAAAGCUCACAGUGACAAUUGUCUCUGUUUCCAGAUGUCGUCGACAUAAGGAGUGUGGCUCUCACCACUUCAUUGACAUAGGGUGUGUACAUGGCUCUCCAGGUCAGAGUUGCUCCAAGCAAGGUUGUUUUGCAGAACCUCCUUAUAUGUGUCAUCCUCUUCUACACUGUGUACUAUUUGGUCCUCAGCGUGGGCUGCAUGGCGCUCCAGGUGUAUGAACUCAGUGUCCUGGCACCGUUUGACUUCAAAACAUGCCCCUCAUGGCUCAACACAAGUUAUCAAGUUCUUUUAAUCUCAACAGAAGUCACCUACUUCAUUUGUGGAUUGCUUUUUGUUCUUAUUGUGGAAGAAUGGGUGUGGGAUUAUGCUAUUUCAGUAACUAUUCUCCAUGUUGCCAUCACUUCAACAGUUAUGUUGGAAUUCCCUUUGGCAUCACAUUGGUGGGCUGCUUUAGGAUCCGGCUUAAUUUCAAUGAUAUGUGGAGGCCAGGCUUUAGCAUGCUGUUUGUUCAAAGACAACUUUAUCUAUCCAGAGCUAGAUGGUUUUUAACAGAAAGGCUGAAUUAAUUUGCCUCAGAUUUUCUAUAUUAUUAUGUACAUUGUGUUAAAAUUAAAUUGUAUUUUUUGUUCAUACCUAUAUUCAAGGUUAAAUUUAUUUAGGAGACUUUCUAACUAUGAAAAGAAAAAAGAGAAGUUAAUGGACAGCAGAAGAAUCCUACUCAAGAAUUCAUGAGCAAAAUGUUGCAAACUCAUAAACGCAGUGUUCCUCAUAGUGUGUUCCAUAAAAUGUUAGUUCUGAAGGAUGUUAAUGAUGCCAUGCAAAGAAAAUAAAAGUUUCCUUAAGUAUAUUUGUGGAAUCUUGGGCUUAAGUAAAACAGACUUAUUUAUUUCAGGACUUCUUAAAAUCCUUGACGUACUACUGUAAACACAGCAGUGGUAAGCCUCAUGCAUGGUUUCUCAAAUGUAUUUAACCAGGAACAUACCUUUAGGAGAUGCUAAUGCAUCUCUGGAAAGUAUAACACAGAAGAAGGCAGAUUCAAAA